UUGUGUGGCUGCUAUAAAGACUAGCAAGUGCUUCAACAUUCCCAUCCACCUUCAUCAUUUUGGUGUUCGUUUUGACUCUGAAAAAAGAAGGAAAUGGGAAAUUGCCACGCCAUUGAUGCUGCAACACUAGUGAUACAGCACCCAAGUGGAAAAGUAGACAAGUUUUAUGCUCCUGUGAGUGCCAGCCAUGUUAUGAAAACCAACCCCGGUCACUAUGUUGCUCUUCUCAUCUCCACCACAUUGUGUCCAACCAAGGACAUUGAAAAUUGCCCCAAUAAGAGUGACAACACCACCAACCCGGUUCGCCUAACUCGCAUCAAGCUUCUCAAGCCCACUGAUACCCUUGUUCUUGGCCAAGUUUAUAGACUCAUCACAACUCAAGAGGUCAUGAAGGGCCUGAGGGAAAAGCAAAAAGCAAAGAUGAGGCCAAACAAUUCAGAAUCAGCUCAGAAGCCAGAUUGGGUGAAGGAAAAUAUGGGGUUGGAAAAGGAGAAAGCAGCAAGGAGCUCUGACAUUUACAACAACCAGGUAACCAAACCCGAAAGACCUCGACCAAGGAUAACAGCACCAACUAGUAAUGGUGGCGGUGCCACAGCUAAGACAAGAUUUUGGCAACCCUCUUUACAAAGUAUCUCAGAGGCUGCCAGCUGAUCUGUGUUUUCAAUCUUACCCACAUGAGGUGUGAGAGACAGAGGGGCAACUGAAAAUAAAAAUAGCAAAAGGAAAAAAGCUACAUGAUUGCUUAGUCAUGUUGAAAUUUUAAAUAUAGUACAUUAAGGUUCAGGGGAGGCCAGA
Abrus precatorius (Indian licorice) is the source of this 795-nucleotide messenger RNA. RefSeq lists its product as uncharacterized. Bases 94 to 651 code for a protein of 185 amino acids. NCBI's taxonomy places the organism in Eukaryota, Viridiplantae, Streptophyta, Magnoliopsida, Fabales, Fabaceae. The transcript is spliced from 3 exons. The record is from RefSeq and is a predicted model, not a curated record.